AUGGCUUCCGAACAGCAUAUUCGCCGUCGCUCCUCGGUCGCGGAUCGAACCCAGGCCGCAUCCAUCGCCGCCGCGGCAACAACCGCCUCAACGUUCGCUGCUCACCCCAAGAUUUCGAGGGAUGAUGGCGAGUUAGACAGCGACGCAGAGUCGUCGAAUUCCAUGCCGCCACCACCCCCUCCGGCCCACGAUGUUCUAGCUACCCGCUCAGCACGAGCGACGUCUUUCGCUUCCAGAAAUGCAAACCGACUCUCUUUAACACUCCCAAUUGCGCACCCUUCGAGCGAUCCCUCUAGGCCAACCCCGGCCCUCUCUAGCAACGCUUCUAUUCCACCUACACCACUGGGCACACCUGCUCCCGCCACACCUGCCAGCGCCAACGACUUCAUAAUAGCAGUCGCUGCUCAAGAGCGCAGGGUCCUUGAGCUCAAGGAGGAAUUGGCUCGCGCCGAGUCGGAUCUGGCUCUGCUCAAGAAGCAAUGGGCCUCCCAGGAGUCGCAUAGUCGGAAAGCCGAUUCGAAAAGAGGCAUCCAUGCGAGGCCUGCUCCAACCACUCCUGUUCUGGACGAUGAGGCAAGCGGGCCUCGGACCAGUAUGGAAUCGGAUCUCAGAAGGUCUAUGCUUCUGCAGACCCAGAAUACCCCUGGUUCUAACCGUCGCCGCGUACUUCGGGGUGGUCAUGCUAGAACGCUCUCGCUUCUGUCGCCAUUGAAGACAGAUGCAGGCCUUGGCCUCCAGGGAGAGCCAGACCAAGAUGGGUUUCGUCAGCCCUUUCGAUUUCCUCCUGAGAGGAUGGUGGCCCAGUCGCCCGUCACCCCCAAUCUCUCGAAGCGCUCCUCUUGGCAGCCACAGACCCAACUCAGUCAGACAAAUGUUCCUGGUCUGGUGGAGGAUUUCAGGCUGGGCCUCAAAGCCUUCGUUGAGGAUAUCCGUCAAAUCACAGUUGGUGACGAACCGAUCACCGGCCAAUCAUCACGUUACAGCGCCGCCAGUUCCGCCAGAGCCAGCCCCAGUGGCCAGGAGACUAUUCGCGCAAGCAAUUCGUCUAGGGCUAAGGUUGAUAAUCUUUUUGAUUCACCUACACCUUCAACCAAGAGCGCUGCUGCCGCUACCAAGUCUGGUGAGGCUACUCCUGAAAAGGCUCCUACUAGAAGAAACAAGCAUUUUUCGUGGACUCCAUUGAGCUUUGACUCCUUGGAUGAUAAUGGAUGGACCAGCUGGGAAUCGCCACCAGCUUCUGUCAAGUCAACUCGUUGGAGUGGAUCCACCAUCAAUAGUAGCCGUACGGAUGAUUCUGAGGCACCUGAGAUGAGUGAAGAGGAUGGUUUACAAUCCAAGGUCAGAACCCCGGGCGCCGAAGCUACUGCCUUCAAUCCCAAGCUUGGAGAACUGCUCCCAAACGUCGUCAACAAGCUCUCUCCCAGCAAUAUCAAGCGCACUGCGAAUCAAUUGAUGGAUGAGUGGGAGAAAUCACUUGUCGAGCCCUCUCCCGACAAGGAGAACACCGUUUAA
This is a messenger RNA of Clonostachys byssicola, 1512 nucleotides long. The record is from the annotation of a GenBank genome assembly. NCBI's taxonomy places the organism in Eukaryota, Fungi, Ascomycota, Sordariomycetes, Hypocreales, Bionectriaceae.